CAAAGUUAGCAGACCUGCAAUUCAAAAGCGGGGAUUUAAAAACAAACAGAUCAAAUAGAUUCAGUAUCGGAGAACGAUGGUUUAACCGUAUUCUUUCGGGAUUAUACGCGGACAUAGAUAAAGCAAGAGUUAUUUACCAAUGUGUUUCUUUCUCUUUCCUCCCUUGCAGAGACGAGCCGCCCGCAAAGCGUGUUCAACUGUACCGUAAUGCGUGCAAUAGCGGCGCAUUGCAAAAUGUUAAUUUAUCUUUAUCUGCAAUCUGAAAUGACAAACCUAACAAUCCUGUCUCCUUUUCUUCAGUGAGAACGGAUCAGCCUCGCUCACAGGGAGUUUCUGAGAUGGAAGCAGCUCACGUCAGCCCAGAGCUUCCUAUUCGAUGGGUUGUUUCUGCAGACAGGACUGUUAAGAUCAAGGAGGAAGUGACUGAGCUGGGGUGCGACCAGGCCAAUGAGCGGAUCCUGCAGGAGGAAACGCCACCUUCUAGCAUCACUGAGAGAGGUACUGGUGUGAAAUCGGUCCGUCUUGGUAGAAGACGAGCGUCAGAAAUGGCAUCUUCUCACAUUACAGAGGACAGCCCAGAACUGGGACCUGUUCCCAUUAACAAAGAAGCCACAGCGCUGGAGCCUGUCCCCAUUAAAGAGGAGAGUCCUGUACUAGAAUCUGUCCAUAUUAAACAGGAGAGUCCUGUACUAGAAUCAGUCCAUAUUAAACAGGAGAGUCCUGUACUAGAAUCAGUCCAUAUUAAAAGGGUUAUUCUCAAUUCUAAACCCUUAAGCAGCUCUCUUUGUCAUGGAUGUGGGAAGAGUUUUAAUCCUGAAGGAAACCUUGAAGCAUCUCCUGGAAAGACUUUGCAUCGCUGUGCUGGAUGUGUGAAGACUUUCAGGGAGUCAGGAAUCCUGAACGGACAGCAGCAGACAGGCACUGGAAAGACUCCAUAUAACUGUCAUGAAUGCGGGGCGGAUUUCAGACCCCACAGCAGCGUGAAACACCACCUGCCAGUUCUGAAGGUACAGCUGGGUUAUCCUUGUGAAAGGCAGGAUUCAGAGAUGGAGCCUGUCCGCAUUAAAGAGGAGCUUCCUGAGCUGGACCCUGUCCAUGUUGAAGAGAAGCUUCCUGAGCUGGAAGCGGACCCUGUUACAGAGGAGACCCCGGCACUUGAACCUGUCCACAUUAACGAGGAACGUCCCCUGGUAGAAAAAGCAACAAGUGAACACCUUUCAGUUUGUAAAGCAGAUGAAGGAGAACAUGACUCCACUACAUCACCCCUCUGCAAGCCACUUACUCUGGAGAGUACAGAGACUGCAGAUUCUGCGUGUGUGAACAAUUCUGAAAAUCAGGGCAACUUGAAGACCUUGACUGGUUCUACUAAAGACGGGAAGAGUUCCCGGCGAUUAGGCUCUCCUAAAACUCACAAGGGAAAUCGCACAGGAGGGACUGUAUUUCCCUGUGCUGAUUGUGGGAAGAGCUUCAGUCGUUUAUCAAACCUUAGAAGACACCAGCGCAGUCACACAGGAGAAAAACCACAUCACUGUACUCAAUGUGAGAAGAGUUUCUGUAGAAUAGAACUUCUUAAAACUCACCAGCUAAUUCACAAAGGAGAGAAACCACACCACUGUAACGAUUGUGGGAAGAGUUUCAUUUGUUUAUCAAAGCUUAAAAGACACCAGCAUGUUCACACAGGAGAGAAACCACACCACUGUAAUGGAUGUGAGAAGAGGUUCGCUCGAAUAGAACAUCUUAAAAUUCACCAGCAAAUUCACAAAGGAGAGAAACCACACCACUGCAGUGAUUGUGGAAAGAGGUUCUCGCGAAUAGACUAUCUUAAACAUCACCAGCAAAUUCACAAAGGAGAGGUAGCACACCAAUGUAGUGAUUGUGGGAAGUGUUUCACUAUAUUAGGGAGUCUUAAAAAACACCAACGAAUUCACACAGGAGAGAAACCGUACCAGUGUAAUGAUUGUGGAAUGAAUUUCAGUCGAACAGAGAGCCUUCGAAUACACCACCGAAUUCACACAGGAGAGAAACCACACCACUGCAAUCAAUGUGGGAGAAGCUUCACUAGAGCAGAGUGCCUUAAAAAACACCAACGAAUUCACACCAGAGAGAAACCGUACCACUGCAGUGAAUGUGGGAUGAGUUUUACCCAAACAGGCAGACUUAAAAUACACCAACGAAUUCACACUGGAGAGAAACAACAUGUCUGUGCCGACUGUGGGAAGAGUUUCAGUCAGUUACAAACCCUGAAACUUCACCAGAGAAUCCACACUGGAGAGAAACAACAUGUCUGUGCCGACUGUGGGAAGAGCUUCAGCCAGUUACAAACCCUGAAACUUCACCAGAGAAUCCACACUGGAGAGAAACGGCAUGUCUGUGCCGACUGUGGGAAGAGCUUCAGUCAGUCAAGCUGUUUGAAGGUACACCAGCGGAUUCACACUGGAGAGAAACCUUAUCUGUGCAGCGAAUGUGGGAAAUGUUUCCGUCGAUUAGUAAGUCUUAAAACCCACCAGUUCAUUCACGCAGGAGAGAAGCCACAUCACUGCGAUGACUGUGGGAAGAGUUUCAGUCUGAUAAACCAAUUGAAAAUGCACCAGCGGAUUCACACUGGAGAGAAACCGCAUGUCUGCGCUGACUGUGGGAAGAGUUUCAGUCAGUCUGGCACUUUGAAAAGACACCAGCAAAUUCACACAGGAGAGAAGCCGCAUCACUGUUUUGACUGCGGGAAGAGUUUCAGCCAAAUAAGCAUCUUGAAAAUGCACCAGCAAAUCCACACUGGAGAGAAACAUUAUGUCUGUGCCGACUGUGGGAAGAGUUUCAGACAUUUACAAAACCUGAAACUUCACCAGAGAAUCCACACUGGAGAGAAGCGAGAUGUCUGCACUGACUGUGGGAAGAGCUUCAGAUGUUUACAAAAGCUGAAACUUCACCAGCUAGUUCACACAGGAGAGAAGCCACAUCACUGUAACGACUGUGGGAAGAGUUUCAGUCGGAUAGACAAAUUGAAAAUACACCAGCGGAUUCACACGGGCGAGAAACCGCAUGUCUGUGCCGACUGUGGGAGGAGUUUCAGUCGGACAGACAAAUUGAAAGCACACCAGAGAAUUCACACAGGAGAGAAACUUGCUCACUGCGCACACUGUGGGAAGUCUUUUCCUGCUUCCGGUUCUCUUAAAAGACACAAAUGCAAGUUGUGAAAGUUUGGGCAGAACGUCAAGCCUUGGGAAUUGGCGAGCUGUCGGCCUCACUGGAUGUCCUGUGGUGCUCGCCCUGCCUCUCUGAUCACCUGCACUGUCAGGCGUGGUAAAUCAGAAAGUAUGAUAAAGCCACAUUCUCGACAGGCAAAUAAUACGCAUGAUCACAUUUCGGUGCCGUUUUCAUUGAUAAACAAGCCUAGGCAGUGUUGUAAGGGUUAAUAUAACUAUUUCUGUAGGUUUUUACAGCAUUAAUGACUCUCUGCUAACUAGCUUUAAAAGAGCAAGUAGCCAAGCUCCGAAAAAUAAAUCUGGGAUUCAGAAUGGAAGUGAUCGUUUAAAAGGUUUUGCGUUAGUGUGAUUUGUGCAUCCCGAGGUAUGUUUAGAGUCACACGAGUGUGCACGGUGUCUCGCAUUGUCUUUAUUGUGAUAA
Molecule: messenger RNA, 3621 nt
Organism: Polyodon spathula (Mississippi paddlefish)
Lineage: Eukaryota; Metazoa; Chordata; Actinopteri; Acipenseriformes; Polyodontidae
Product: zinc finger protein 271-like
Exons: 4
Coding region: 339-3191 (950 amino acids)
Biological process (GO): regulation of transcription by RNA polymerase II
Molecular function (GO): DNA-binding transcription factor activity; RNA polymerase II cis-regulatory region sequence-specific DNA binding
Source: RefSeq, a predicted model, not a curated record